This is a messenger RNA of Polyodon spathula (Mississippi paddlefish), 2187 nucleotides long. It is a transcript of the gene rwdd3, whose product is annotated as RWD domain containing 3. The record is from RefSeq and is a predicted model, not a curated record. Bases 90 to 878 code for a protein of 262 amino acids. The transcript is spliced from 4 exons. Gene Ontology annotation, biological process: positive regulation of protein sumoylation; positive regulation of hypoxia-inducible factor-1alpha signaling pathway. Lineage: Eukaryota; Metazoa; Chordata; Actinopteri; Acipenseriformes; Polyodontidae. Gene Ontology annotation, molecular function: protein binding.
GUGUGGUGGACAGUCUUUUAGUUUAGGGAUGUACUAGACGUUUUUUGUUUGAGAAUUCUUUUAAAAUUUUAAGUUUCAUUAAUCAUGUCAUGAUGUCUGAGGUUGCUGUAGAAGAAAUAUCGGCUCUAACCGCCAUAUACUGUGAGAAGGACGAGUUUGAGUUGCUCGGACAGUCAGAGACUGAAGGACUCACAUUCAGAAUUCAGAUUACAGUCGAUGGAUAUAAAGAAAAGCUACUACUGAAGCUCACCUUUCACCUACCCCUUGAUUACCCAUCUAGCCUGCCUGAUGUAUCUGUUAGUUCUGAACAGCUCACAAGAAAACAGUGCAUCGAUAUAAAGCUGGGUUUACUGAAAAAGGCAACAACACUUGUUUCCGAGCCCAUGGUCCAUGAACUGCUUCUUUGGCUACAACAGAACUUCACCACUGUUACUGAGCAAUCAGUAAGAUACCAAAACCCUCAGGGUAACAGUGAGCAGAGGAGUCAGGAUGAGACAUGGACAGCUCUACUACAGGUAGAUCACAUGAGGGCAAAAACCAAAUAUAAAAAAAUCAUUGAAAAGUGGACUUCAGAACUGGGACUCACCGGGAGACUGUUCAUAGGAAAGUUAAUAUUGAUUCUACUGCAGGGAGAGAGAAAAAGCAUAAAGGACUACCUUCUUCUGCAGAAGACUUCAAAGGUGGAUGUUGACUCAAAUGGAAAGAGAUGUAAAGAAAAAAUGAUGAGUGUUCUUUGGGAAAUGCAACUGCCAUGUGGAUGUAAACAGCUCCCAGCAUUUGAAGUUAAAGAUUAUUCAUCUGUAGAGGAACUAAAGACAGAAUUUGAAUUCGCUGGACUAUUAGAUCUGUACCACAAGUUUGUGCACAUGGUAGUUUAGCAAUUGUGCCUUUAUCAUCUGUCUGACCCUGGUCAAGUGUAAAUGUUCCAUUGGGAUAUUGCAAGAUAUUUUCACAGACGCAAUCCCUCCACUUGUGAUAAUGAGGUUCGUCAUCUCAAAUACUUUCUUAUCAAAUAAUAAAAAAAGACAUGGGAAUUGGUGAUAGGACAUUUGGAAUAAAGUUUUGUAAUGCUGUGUUGUAUUACAUUUAUGUAAGGGUAAACAAUAGUAGGGCAACAAUAACAAGGUAUUUUGACCCCUAUGUUGACAUACUUAUUUGUCAUUUUGGAUCACCUGUAGACUUCUUGUACCAAGGAUUUGGCAGAGUGAACACAAAGCCCAUUUUUUUUUUUUUUUUAGAAACAUAGAGAAUUUUCUAACCUAUGGCCUUUAUGCAUGUAGCAUAAUCUUUAAUGAAAAUCUGAAAUAUAUUUUAGAUAGCCAUUUGAAGAUUAUCUCAGAUCAUUUAAAAAUUAUGCUAAAAUACUCUAUUAUAGCAAUGGCCAUGUGUGAGACAGUGAUCAAACAACCACCAAUGAAUUAGUUUAAGUUAUGAAAGCCUUUUAUUUACAUUACAAGCCAUGCAUAUGUGGUGCUAGAUACUGUACAAUAACAAGAUAGUUAUUUAAAGUCCAUUAUGCCUGUCAGUCAUACGCUGCAGUCGUUUUUCUUAACCCUAAAAUGACUAAAAGGAAGGGAAAUGUACCUAGCCCGAGUCCAUUUCCUUAAACACAUUCAAAAGAACCUAGCUUUGAUAUAAAAUGAAUCUGAUUUGAAACUAUGAGACUUAAAAUAUAAGUGUAUGCAGCACUGGUUUCAGACAAGGCUAAUUUAAAUGAGAUUUUGUCUUUACGCAGUGCUAAAUUAUCUUGAAACAAUUCUCCUAUUUAGCUGCAUAUUUUCUUACUUUAAACUUAAUUACUUGCAUUUAAGAUUACAAACUACUUUAACAACUGGCUAUUUAUUCUUUGAAUGUUUGAAUGUAAUUAGGUAUUUGUUGGUGACUUUUUUUCUUAAAUGUCAUAAAUCCUAAUUAGAAUUUAAUCUUGUCUCUCUAGAGUACCUUCAUAUUCAAGUAACUGGUUUGAAAAAUUCAAACACCUCUGAAUAAUGAGUGUAUGAUGUAGACUCAGAUUUUGUUAUUUAGAACUUUUGUUUACUGUAUGCAACUUUAUUCGGCCAUUGCUGAGAAACUUUCCAAUCCAUGGAUAUUGCAGAAAAUUGGUGAAUAUAGUCCUGGCAUUUCUAUAACUAGUGUUUUCUACUAUUAUAACAACCUUGACUUGAAAACAGUGAAAUAGCUUGCAUC